AUUCUUAUACCGCGGUUACAUUCUGACCCAACCACGGUCGCCACCUUUGCCAUUUAUAUAAGCUUCGCUCCGAGCGAGAUGAAGACGGCAAUUGACGGACAGACGGCGUUUAUGAUGAUCGGAAGAGGGAUUAGUCAUCUCAAUCCGAUAGCCAGCGUUCCCCCGCGGACUCCUCUCGAUGAUUUGACGGUCGGGAACUUCGCAUCCUCUCCUUUUCACGUCAGCGGCGUGAUCACUGCAGGCGACUGCCCACCCUUCGACGAGGCCAUGCUGGCUUCCUUGCAGUUCUACCCAACCCACGAGGAAGAAGUUGAUUCCGGAUCCGACGCGCCGCCGAUGGUGGACGCGUACGCGUCGGACGAAUUCAGGAUCUACGACUUCAAGGUGAAGUUUUGCGGCCGCGGGCGGUCGCACGACUGGGCCGAUUGCCCUUUUGCUCACCCGGGCGAGAAGGCACGCCGACGCGACCUGCGGAAGCACAGCUACUCCGGCACUGCCUGUCCGGACUUCCGCAAACCCGUUGGGUGCAAGCGCGGAGACGCCUGCGAACUCGCGCACGGAGUGUUCGAGUGUUGGCUCCACCCGGACCGCUACAGGACCCAGCCCUGCAAGGACGGCACCGACUGCCGCCGCCGCGUUUGCUUCUUCGCGCACACUCCCGAUCAGCUCCGCGUGCUGCAGACGCCGUUUCUGAGGCAGAGCGCCGCGGUGCGGGAGUCGUACGACGGGUCGCCUCUGCGUAACCAGUCCUCUUUGCACUAUAGCUUUUCCAAAGGCCUCGCCUCCUCCCCGACUUCGACACUCAUCUCGCCGCCAAAGUCUCCACCGGCGGAAUCUCCGCCGAUUUCGCCUAGCGGCGGCAAGCUGCUGCGGGCGUCGUGGCCAGCUAGCUCGAGUAUGAACGAGAUAGUGGCAUCGCUAAGGCAGUUGCAGCUGAACAGGGCGGAGUCUAUGCCGAAUACGAGGGGGUUGCAGAUGGGGAACACCGGUUUCGUCUCCCCGCGGGGGGCGGCUGUUGGAUUCGACACUACUUUCCGAAGCUUGCCGUCGACUCCGGUGGGCGUGACUGCCGGUUGGCCGGAGGAGCAUCUGCCGACGGGGAGAGUGGAGUCGGGGCGUGAGCUACGGGCGAAGAUGUUCGAGAGGCUGAGUAAAAAUGGUAUCUUUGACGAAGCAGAGGCCGCACCUGACGUCGAAUGGGUGUCCGAUCUGCUGAAUUAGUUGGAAGACUCAGAGAAACAAGGUAAAGGCCAGAAUUUUAAAGUAUCGUAGUCAUUUUUCAUGAAAGGCUGAAACAGGAGACUCGGUAGCUGGAAUCGUCGUCUGGUAUCGGAUCGAGCGAUAGAAAGCCUCAAUUUGCAUCGCCGUUGCAAUCCGUGCAAAGUUACUUUAUUGUUCGUUUCAAGUCUCCGGUUUAUUUACCUAUUUUUGGUUGAAUGCUAAAUGUCUGCUACUGUUAAUCUCGUGUUAAUUAACUCCAAGUUGGGAAUUGAGAUUGUAAAUAUCAUGUUAAUUAUUUCCGAUAUGUAGAAUUACAGAAGUUUAGUUUCAACAGAAUUUUGUGGUCA
This is a messenger RNA of Zingiber officinale, 1568 nucleotides long. Its product is annotated as zinc finger CCCH domain-containing protein 2-like. The record is from RefSeq and is a predicted model, not a curated record. The coding region runs from base 79 to 1221 and encodes 380 amino acids. The transcript has a single exon. Gene Ontology annotation, molecular function: metal ion binding. NCBI's taxonomy places the organism in Eukaryota, Viridiplantae, Streptophyta, Magnoliopsida, Zingiberales, Zingiberaceae.